This is a messenger RNA of Vombatus ursinus (common wombat), 162 nucleotides long. Its product is annotated as beta-defensin 106-like. The transcript has 2 exons. Gene Ontology annotation, cellular component: extracellular region. The record is from RefSeq and is a predicted model, not a curated record. NCBI's taxonomy places the organism in Eukaryota, Metazoa, Chordata, Mammalia, Diprotodontia, Vombatidae. Bases 1 to 162 code for a protein of 53 amino acids. Gene Ontology annotation, biological process: innate immune response.
AUGGGGGAACCAGAUGAAUCUCCAGCUGGGGCUGGAUUCCUUGAUGAGAAAUGUCAGAAAUACCAGGGGAGAUGUGUGAGUAAGUGCCAGAAAAAUGAAGAGCUUGCUGCUCUCUGCAGCAAGUUUCAGAAAUGCUGCAAGCUGAUGGAGCCAUGCCAGUGA